Messenger RNA from Aspergillus saccharolyticus JOP 1030-1, 1671 nucleotides. RefSeq names its product endo 1,5-alpha-arabinase. Gene Ontology annotation, molecular function: arabinan endo-1,5-alpha-L-arabinosidase activity. The transcript is spliced from 6 exons. Gene Ontology annotation, biological process: carbohydrate metabolic process. Lineage: Eukaryota; Fungi; Ascomycota; Eurotiomycetes; Eurotiales; Aspergillaceae. The record is from RefSeq and is a predicted model, not a curated record. Bases 130 to 1314 code for a protein of 394 amino acids.
UCUUAGUCCAAUCCCCCCCCGGGAUUCUGGUCUGAUUAAAUUUGAAAAUUUUUCCACUUCUGGUUCCUACCGUCCACCAGUGCGUCGCUUCAUCCUCCCCGCAGCCUGAGCGAAGCAGACGGGCGUCCAAUGAAUCUCCUCACCGUGCUGAGCACGACCAUUCUACUAUCCACGGUCAACGGCAGCUCGCAAUCCGACACCCAAACACAGAAUGACACUUCGCACUUCUCCCAAACCACCAAAUACCCUCUUCCCAACGUGGGCAACGUAGCCGCCCACGACCCCAAUAUCCUGCGCCACGAUGGGGCCUACUGGCUUUUUAAGGGCGGUGUCCACCUCCCCAUGUACAAGGCCUCCAGCAUGUCCGGGCCCUGGACGCAGCUCGGCACCGUCCUCGACGGCGACAGCAUCAUCCCCAAGCAGAACAGCAGUCGCCCCUGGGCGCCGACCGCCAUCGAGUGGAACGACACGUUCUACUGCUUCUACUCGAUCAGCAAAGCCGGCAGCCGUGACAGCGCCAUUGGUGUUGCGACCUCGACAACGCAAUUGGAUCCGGGCAGCUGGACGGACCACGGCGCGCUGAUCAACACCGGCCAGGGCAAUGGGUCGGAUACGGCCCCCUACACGGACUCGAAUGCCAUCGACCCGGCCUUUAUCGAGGAGCAGACGACGGGCCAGCCUUUCUUGUUGUAUGGGAGCUACUGGCACGGCAUCUAUCUGGUACCGCUGGAUGCGGACCUGCUGUCCGUCAAGGCGCCGGGGCAACCUAAUGCAACGACGACGAACCUGGUCUAUCAGCCGGAUGGGAAGGUGAAGCCGGUGGAGGGGUCAUUUAUGAGCUACCGGGAGCCUUAUUAUUAUCUUUGGUUCAGUCAUGGCAAAUGUUGUGGGUUUGACAAUGGGUUUCCGGCUAAGGGAAAGGAGUAUAGCAUUCGGGUUGGUCGGUCGCAGGAUGUGAGAGGGCCAUUCGUGGAUAAAGAUGGCCACCAGUUGAUCGAUGGAGGCGGGACGGUGGUCUAUGGCUCGAAUCAUGGAUCGGUUUAUGCUCCCGGAGGGGUGGGUGUUUUGUCGGGUACAGAUGGGGACUCGGAUGUUCUGUACUAUCAUUACCUCAAUACUUCGAUUGGAUUCAAGGAUACUGAUGCGCAGCUGGGCUGGAACUACCUCAAGUAUCAGGACGGAUGGCCAGUCGCUCACUCAGGAGACAACAGCACCGGAACGAGCGAAAGCAGCGGUGGCACGGUUCGACCGAGCUAUCUGCUACAUAUUCUUGCAUUCAUUACUUGGGGCUAUCUUUGGCUGCCCAGUUGGUGAAUCAUGCUGGCAGACUUGAUAGAUGAUUACCCGUGCAGAUAAUCUUAGAUGAUGCAUGGCGACACGAGAUAACACGAAUGAAACGACAAAUAGACCUGCUACACACUAGAUACCUGGCAUCUAAUUCGCAAACAACAUAUAGCACAUAAUUUCCACCAAAGUCGAAUGCAUACUCGGCAUUGAGACAGCAUGUACAAUCUACACGAACUUGAAGUCACGGAUCCCAGCCACCGUCCACAAUCAACACCUGCCCCGUGAUAUACGAACUCGCAUCGCUCAGCAGGAACACCACCGACUCUGCCACCUCCUCCGCAGUACCUAAUCUCGAGAAGACGGUAGGCAUUGCAUUCAGUGUUC